Messenger RNA from Dibothriocephalus latus, 990 nucleotides. NCBI's taxonomy places the organism in Eukaryota, Metazoa, Platyhelminthes, Cestoda, Diphyllobothriidea, Diphyllobothriidae. The record is from the annotation of a GenBank genome assembly.
AUGAUGCUGAAGGCGUGUGAGGUAAAGAAGGGCUUUGGAUUGUUCACUGCCUACUUCACCGCCUUUGACCGCCUCCUGGAGACCUACCUGCCGCGACUACGUGCACAUUUUGUGGCCUGUCGACUGGACUCGCGUCUCUACCUCUUUGAUUGGCUCUUCACCAUUUUCAGCCGAAGCCUCCCCAUAGAGGCGAAUCUUCGGGUGUGGGAUCUCUUCUUCCGUGAUGGCGAGUCUGCACUCAUCCUCGCUGCUCUUGGCAUAAUGCGAAUGUACGAGGAGAAGCUGCUGGUCAGCGACUUUGAUCAACUGGCUUCCUUUCUGACCGGACCGAUGCCUGCGGAUAUGUCUCCUGAGGAGUUAGCCAACGCUAUGCGCUCUUUUGGUCUACGGAAGCGGACGAUCAGGUCAGUGAUCGCCGGGAGCAGACGCGAGGCUCGAGCAGCUGAGGCAGGCAAUCAACCUGCGUCAUCAUUUGGAAAGAAACAGGCCUCUCCGGAUGCAGUUAGGUCCCCCAAAGCGUCGAACGCAUCUGCCCACUCCCCCGUCAACCAUACACAAUCUCCCACUUUUAGUCAACAUGAGAAUCUCCCCAGUGAAAAGAGCGGAGGCCAUUCCCUUUCCAACGGUUCAUCACGGUCCCUUUCUUCGGUAUCUCUCGAUUUGGGUGACGGGGGUGAAAUCUGGGACCUCAAUAUGGACGACCUGCGGCCUGCGAACGGUCUUCACAGAGUUGCCACCAUUGCCAACGACCUUGAGAGUGGCGCUAAACGUUCAAUUUCAGAGCCGUCGUCAGACAGGCUACGGAGAACAAGUGAAACUCCUGAACCGAGCUCUGGUAGAAACGGGAAGACCCCCUUCUUUACCCGUCUGAUGCUUCUACAACGACAAUCUUCGAUGGAGGAAUGGUCUUCCCUCGUACGUUCUGACUUCCCCCGCGGCGACAUCGAAGUGCCAGACGGUGCGUGUAGCAAGUUCUUGUUCACACACUAG